AUGGACAAUCGCCGCGUGCCGCAAAAGAAUCUCAGAGUACAGAACUUCAAGAAAUUCAGAUAUGUGAAGUUGAUUUCCAUGGAAACCUCGUCAUCCUCUGAUGACAGUUGUGACAGCUUUGCUUCUGAUAAUUUUGCAAACACGAAACCUAAAUUCAGGUCAGAUAUCAGUGAAGAACUGGCAAAUGUUUUUUAUGAGGACUCUGAUAAUGAAUCUUUCUGCGGCUUUUCAGAAAGUGAGGUGCAAGAUGUAUUAGACCAUUGCGGAUUUUUACAGAAACCCAAACCAAGGCCAGAUGUCAGUAAAGAACUGGCCAGUCUUUUUCAUGCCGACUCUGACGAUGAAUCAUUUUGUGGUUUCUCAGAGAGUGAGAUACAAGAUGGAAUGAGACUGCAGGCUGCCCAGGAAGGCUGCAGGACCCGCAGUCAGUGCAGACGUUCUGGACCCCUGAGAGUGGCAAUGACGUUUCCAACACGAAGUACCAGGACAGCGGCCAAGAAGAAGGCAGUUCCUCCCCAGUCCUCAGAGAGCUCUGUGACUGAUGCCAGUUCUGAUUCAGAAGAUGAAAAAGGCAUGAAUUUUUUGGAGAAAAGGGCUUUAAAUAUAAAGCAAAACAAAGCAAUGCUUGCAAAACUAAUGUCAGAGUUAGAAAGCUUCCCUGGCUCGUUCCCUGGUAGACGUUCCUUACCAGUCCCCGGUGCACAAUCAAAGACACCCCGAAGACGCACGUUCCCAGGUGUUGCUUCCAGGAGAAACCCUGAACGGAGAGCUCGUCCUCUUACCAGGUCAAGGUCUCGGAUUCUGGGAUUCCCUGGGGCUCUGCCCACAGAGGAGGAGGAGGAGGAGGAAGAGGAGGACAAGUACUUAUUGGUGAGAAAGAGGAAGGUCAUGGACGACUACAUGAAUGAAGAUGACAUGCCCAGAAACCGUCGCCCAGGGCCCAUGACCCUUCCUCAUGUAAUCCGCCCAGUGGAAGAAAUCACAGAGGAAGAGUUGGAGAAUAUCUGCAGUAACUCCCGAGAGAAGAUAUAUAACCGCUCAUUGGGAUCUACCUGUCAUCAAUGUCGCCAGAAAACUCUCGAUACCAAAACAAAUUGCAGAAACCCAGAGUGUUGGGGUGUCCGAGGCCAGUUCUGUGGCCCCUGCCUUCGAAACCGUUAUGGUGAAGAAGUCAAGGAUGCCCUCCUAGAUCCCAACUGGCACUGUCCACCUUGUCGUGGAAUCUGUAACUGCAGCUUCUGUAGGCAGCGUGAUGGGCGGUGUGCAACUGGGGUCCUGGUGUAUUUGGCCAAAUACCAUGGCUUUGGGAAUGUCCAUGCUUACUUGAAAAGUCUGAAGCAGGAGUUUGAAAUGCAAGCAUAA
This is a messenger RNA of Orycteropus afer afer, 1362 nucleotides long. It is a transcript of the gene CDCA7, whose product is annotated as cell division cycle associated 7. The coding region runs from base 1 to 1362 and encodes 453 amino acids. The record is from RefSeq and is a predicted model, not a curated record. Gene Ontology annotation, cellular component: nucleus. Lineage: Eukaryota; Metazoa; Chordata; Mammalia; Tubulidentata; Orycteropodidae. The transcript is spliced from 10 exons. Gene Ontology annotation, biological process: regulation of DNA-templated transcription.